GCGAGUCUCAGAAUCGCUUUCAGCCAAAAUCCAUUCAGUCCAAAUUUUUAUGGCUUCUUCGUCGUCUCAUUCUGCUGCUGCUGCCGCUGCUGUUGUGCCUGGCUCCGCGGCUGAUAUUGCAGCAACGCCAUACGAGGUCUCUGACUUGUCCGCGCCCGUGCUCGCCAACACGCUCCUGCGCAUCGGCGUCUCGGUCAUGCACUCGAGCCAUUCCGUGCGCUCCAAGCUCCUCUCGGACUCUGGCGGCUACCUGCUCCGCAAGCGUCCUGUGCCAGACCAGCCCACGCUGCUCCCAUUCGUCCCAGACUAUGCACUUUCAACCGAAUUCGCCAACGCGCAGGCAGUCCAAGUCGAGGACAUUGUCGCGCGUCCCACUGGAGCGCCAGGAUUCCACUUUGACACGGUGCAUGACUUCCACAAGGCGUAUGUGAGCAAGGAGCUGUCGCCGGUGGAUGUCGUGACGGCGCUGAAUGCCGCCAUCGCCGCGUCCAACGCGCUCGAGCGGCCCCUGCGAGCGGUGAUUGCCACGCAACCCGACAGUGUGCUCGAGCAAGCGCGGGCCUCGGAGCAGCGCUACCGUGAUGGCACUCCGUUGUCCCCUCUCGACGGUGUUCCUGUCGCCAUCAAAGACGAGCUCGAUGUGAUUGGCUACCCAACCACGGUCGGAACACGCGUCUUGGGCAAGGUUGCCACGACCGAUUGCGCCUCAGCGGCGUCGCUUCGUGCUGCGGGUGCCAUCAUCAUUGGCAAGACCAACAUGCACGAGAUUGGCAUUGGCACGACGGGGUCGAACGUGAACCACGGAGUCUGCCGCAAUCCGUACAACCUCGGCCAUCACACCGGUGGCUCUUCGAGCGGCAGUGGGUCUGCCGUCGCUGCCGGCUUGUGCCCUAUCGCCAUCGGCGCGGACGGUGGUGGCAGUAUCCGCAUUCCGGCCUCGCUUUGUGGCGUGGUCGGCCUGAAGGCGACGUGGUCGCGCAUCAGCGAGUUUGGUGCCUUCCCCCUGUGCCCGUCUGUCGGCCACACUGGUCCGAUUGCAAGCACCGUGCGCGACGUGGCACUGGCGUACGCACUGACCGCUGGACCCGACAAGCGCGACGAGUACUCCACCAUCCAGCCGAGCAUUCAUCUCUCCAAUUUUGAGAGUGACGAUCUGACUGGCGUGAAGAUUGGCGUGUACGAUCGCAUGUUUGACCACGCCGACGAGCAGGUUGUAAAGUCGUGCCGUGCCAUGCUGGAUGUGUUUGUUUCCAAGGGCGCCACCAUCCGGCCCAUUGCCAUUCCCGAGCUUGAGGAGAUCAAGGUGAGCCACUUGAUCACCAUCCUGUCGGAAAUGAUUGCAAGCAUGCGUGGCAACAUUGCCGACUCUGACUGGCACCGUCUGAGUCUGACGACGCGGGCUCCACUGUACCUGGGUGAGAUGUUCACAGCCACCGACUACCAGAACGCCCAGCGCUACCGCACUCGAGCAAUUCGCACGUUGCGUCGUCUGUUUGAGGAAGGAGGCAUCACCGUGAUUGCUGUCCCGUCCACGGCUAUUGCGGCACCACGCAUCAACGAGCAUGCCCUGGCAACCGAUGAGCUCAAUGCUCAGCAGACCGGCCGAAUCAUGCGAACGUCCGUGCUGGCAAACCUGACGGGAGUGCCAGGCAUCAGCUUCCCUUCGGGCUAUACAGCGGAUGGUCUUCCCAUUGGCUUCCAGCUGAUGGGCAAGUGGUAUCACGAACACACAUUGCUGCAGAUGGCACGCAUUGGUGAAGCCUCUGUCACUCGUCGUGAGCCCGCUCUCUACUAUUCUCUGCUGGAACAAGCGCGUGCUGCCAAGAAGAGCGCGACACCCAGCAGCACUUGCGAGUAGUGUUUCGUUGUUGUGUUUGAGCUUUUUGCGUUCGUUGAUUUUGUUGUUCUCGUGCUUUGCUCCGAACCAAAUAGCAUGCUUCAAACUUUGAACGAACAACCAACCAUG
Messenger RNA from Capsaspora owczarzaki ATCC 30864, 1966 nucleotides. Its product is annotated as amidase. The coding region runs from base 50 to 1858 and encodes 602 amino acids. Gene Ontology annotation, molecular function: catalytic activity. The record is from RefSeq and is a predicted model, not a curated record. The transcript has 4 exons. Lineage: Eukaryota; Filasterea; Ministeriida; Capsasporidae.